Molecule: messenger RNA, 873 nt
Organism: Micromonas pusilla CCMP1545
Lineage: Eukaryota; Viridiplantae; Chlorophyta; Mamiellophyceae; Mamiellales; Mamiellaceae
Exons: 1
Coding region: 1-873 (290 amino acids)
Biological process (GO): double-strand break repair via homologous recombination
Cellular component (GO): Shu complex
Molecular function (GO): single-stranded DNA binding
Source: RefSeq, a predicted model, not a curated record
AUGGACCACGGCACGCGCGCGUGGGAGCCCGGGGACUUCUUCGAGUUCCCGAACGUGGACCCGCCGCUGGAGACGAUCGAACCCGGGCUGCACUGCCUCCUCUUCGGCCCCGCCGCGGCGGAGACGCGCACGCUGCUGAUGCAGCGCGCGCUCGCGCACGCUCGAAGGGAUCUCGACGCGCGAGUGCUCUACGUGUGCGACCGCGACGCGUGCGAGAACGCGCCGCCGUUGCUCCCGCGCGUUUGCGCGGACGCCGAGCCCGCGUCGCGCGUCCACAUGAAGUACGUCUCCACGGACGCGGAGCUCCGGAAGCUCGCGAGCUCGCUGCAUCUGUUGCCGCCGUCCGAGCUCCCGUCGCUCCUGAUCGUGGACGACUUCGGCGGGUUCUUCCCGGGCGUGCGGUGGACGUCCAACAACGCGCCGGGCGAGGGCGGCGGCGGAUACGGCGGAUACGGCGGCGGCGGCGGCGCGCACCAGCACAUGAACCCGCACGAGCGGCGCGAGCGCGAGAUGACCGCCGCGCGCACGCUCGCGUCGUUGCGCGCGUGCGCGGACGCCGUCGUUCGACCGGGCGGCGGCGCGGAGACGUCGACGUGCGCGCUGCUCGUGUCGGAGACGACGGACAAAGACGGCGAGUGCCCGAGCAUGAUGUACCUGUUCAGGCGAUGGUUCCAGUGCGUCGUGGUCGCGACCGGGGUCGGGGUCGGAGGAGGGACGGGAGGGGGCGCGGGACCCGGGGGCGGAGGGGACGACGGGAAUACGUUUACGCUGCGGCGGUGGCCGAUCCGCCGCGGGAGGGCGAACGACGACGGGGGGGUGCGGUACGUCGUGGACAAAGCCGGCGCCGCGCUCGUGCCGGACGGGUACGCGUGA